GUCAAGCAAUCGUGAGGCAAAACGCACCCAACCUCUCCCAGCCACUCGCCACCACUCGUUGAGGCUGUGACGUGCCGGGGGCUGUUUCUGUAGGAACGGUGACACUGCCUGCACACGCAGUCACUCUCAUUUCUCCUUUUGCACUCACUACCCAAGCUGCUUUUACCAUGAACUAAACCAACUAUUCAACAACCUCAAAGUAUCAACACUUUUACGACGUUACGACUGGAAUUUCCCCGCUAUUCGAUUUUGGUUCAGCAUCUCUUGUUCUUUGGAAUUCGGCUGCUCAACGUGCGACAGGCCCAACUGAGACUGGGCUUUGUGCACUGGAAUCUGACCGGUUUCGAAACUCUACGGUUGCCAUCCGCAUUCCUCGCUUCGAUAGCGGGAAGGGCACACGCACCAACGAACAAUGGCGCCGGCCGUCAUCCAACAAGCAGCUGUUCUGCUUAGACGAUCCAGCCCGGCCAGCCAUCUCUUACAAGCUCGUGAGGAUGCACCAGCUCCGCCGUCAGGCAAAGGCGUACUAGACCCGCACGACAUUAACAAUGUCGGCUUCUUUGUGCUGUUUGCCUUGAUUGGCCUGGGCUUUGUGAUUGCAGGCAUUUGGUUUUUCUUCUGGGCAAAGAAUGGCGGCUUCCACUUUAAAGACACCGACUGGGAGGACUACAAGACAACAGUACUACGUCGAAGGGGUCCUAACGGCACACUGCUAUCUGGAGCUACGCCCGUGACGGAUCUAGGCGGCGGCAGCGUGUACAAGGAUGUGGCUGACGACGAUGGCAAGACCACGAUUACAGACUCUACUGGCCUAAGUGGAAUCACUGCCGGUGCUAGCGACAUUGCUGCCCGUGAACGACGCGAAGAGAAGCGUGAGAGAAGACGCCGCGAAAAGGACGACCGCCGCCGAAAAGAAGGCACUACCCGCCACGUUGGCGAGGAGGGUGUGACUGAUGAGUUUGCGGAGAAGAAGGCACAGGCUGAGCUUCGCAGCUAUCGACAUGAACGGGCUGCCCGUGUGGGUGGUCUGAACAAGGAGGCUGAUGGUUCGGAAUGGGAUCGAUCUACAAACCCUACCAACUCGACGGUAGACUCGGAACUUCUGUCCCAUCGCCAGCGCACUCCUACCACUACACCUACCAAGAAGGGCGGCAUCCGCAAGGUCUAUUCCACCACGGAGAGAGAGACGGAACGUAUUAGAACAGAGGCUAAGCGAACCCGUGAGGAGCGCUCGUCGCGUCGGGACUUUUCGUUCCAGCGUGCAGGUGCUGGUGAUAGUCUGUUGGAGGAGGAGAGCAUGGUAGAUGGCAAAGAUGCUGACUCGGGAACAAAGAGCUACCACCACCCGCGACCAGAGUUGAGGGGUGUGAAUGGCGGUUCUUCUCCUCGGGAUAGAGGGCAGAGGGACAAGGAGAGAGAGGAGCGCCGGGCUCGUCGCGGAGGAUACCGCCGUGGACAUGACGACGAUGAUUUGUAGAGAGCUGUUAUGAUGACUCUGCGGAUAUAGAGAUGGAAGUAAGGAUGGAAUGAAUUUUAUGUAGAUUAUCGACACCCAGAAUGUAUCUAUCUAGUCAAUGCAAGCAAGUAUUUGUUUUAUAUCGUUUAUGUGUCUUUAUUACAG
Molecule: messenger RNA, 1621 nt
Organism: [Torrubiella] hemipterigena
Lineage: Eukaryota; Fungi; Ascomycota; Sordariomycetes; Hypocreales; Clavicipitaceae
Source: the annotation of a GenBank genome assembly